UUAAAACCCCUAUAAUCUAUCCAUUAUGACUACAAAUGGCAUCACUAUUCACGAUAUUUGCAGCCUGACCAACUAAAAUACAAAUAAGUAGUUUGUAAAUUAACUCUACAACGCUCUUCUUGUUUAAAGAAGUCAAAUCAAAGAACUAAAACUAACUCCAUCUCUAUUCGCCGAUGUAAAACCACUUUUUUCUAUUUUAUUUUUUAUAAUGCAUUAGAAAUUUACAAAUACAACAAAAACAGGCAACAAACAAAAAUUCCAAAGAUAACCGAAACAGAACAGAAAAAACACAAAUGGAAGACAUUUACAAGACGCGAAAAACAGAUUCAUAAUAGCUUACAAUAGACAGAACUUUUACAUUUUUUACAGCUUUGAGAUACUUUAUUAACACAGUAAUAAAGUCUACAUUUGUGAAUAAACCAUUUCAAAAUAAUAAAAUUAAUAAAAUUGUACAUUUUUAUCAACAUUUUCAAAACAACAAUUUUUUUUUUUGCAUUCAAUGUUAUGAACAUUAUUUUUAACAUAAUCCGAAAAAUUAUUUGCAAAAUAGUUGCGCACUAUGACAAUCAACAAAUAUAAGUGACUAAAGGAUUCCUCAUUGCUUUCUCAAUAUCUGAAAAUUUGGAAACACGUUGGUUGGGUAUAGUUUAUGUAAAAUCUUUACAUUUUUGAAUUUCUCUAACUUUAUAUGAAUUUUUUUCAAUAUCAUAUUUGUAUGGGAGCAGCCUGCCAUAAUAAAAAAUUCCAAUAAAAUAUCCCUCUUGGAAUAACUUAGGUUAAAAUCAACCUCUUUGAUGCAGCACAAUGAUGAAGGAAGAAUCACAGAAGCUGCACAAUGAUGGCGCUACAGCCUGCUAAGCCAAUCACAAGCGCGUAUGCUAGUUAGACAGUAGGACACGCCUGCUGACUGGUCCUCCUCAGACUUGCCACCGCCCUCGCCAACAGACUCUUCCAUCGUUGAGCGCUCCAGUGUGAGUGGAGCGCGCCGCUUCCUAUUGGUCAGCAGAGGCGAGAAGGGGCGGGUUUAAGAUGCUGAGAGAAGCAAAAGUGGGCGGUGACUUAGACAGUCUGGCUGGAGUAGAGCAUCCUUAACCGAGGCUCUGCUAGCGGCUCCAAACUGAUGCUGAGUCAGGUACAGGUGGAGUCACACAACCUAUUUUACCUCAGAACCUCCAGAAAUCAUGGAGGAGCUGGAACAUACCUGUCCGCUGCCACGAACGACUCUUAUAGAACCGGCCAUAUUUACUCCAGAGACGAGUUGUGAGUGUCGAGCGCCACAUGAAAAGCUGACUGUAGAUCAAGCUAGCCAUGGAACGCCAGUGGACCGACCGGUGCGAGUCUACGCAGAUGGCAUCUUCGAUCUCUUUCAUUCCGGUCACGCUCGUGCCCUCAUGCAGGCUAAGAAUCUGUUCCCCAACACCUACCUUAUAGUUGGAGUAUGCAGCGAUGAACUUACACACAAGUACAAGGGCUUCACCGUCAUGACAGAAGACGAGCGCUAUGAGGCAUUAAGACACUGCCGAUACGUCGACGAGGUUUUGCGCGAUGCUCCUUGGACUCUGACACAAGACUUUUUAGAAAAACACAAGAUUGACUUUGUGGCACACGAUGACAUCCCAUACUCCUCCGCUGGAUCUGAGGAUGUGUACAAGCAUAUUAAGGAGGCAGAAGGGAUCUCUACGUCUGACCUGAUCACCCGGAUAGUGAGAGACUAUGACGUCUAUGCUAGACGCAACCUGCAGAGGGGCUACACCGCUAAAGAACUGAACGUCAGUUACAUUAAUGAGAAGAAGUAUCGUCUGCAGAAUCAGGUGGACAGAAUGAAGGAAAAAGUGCGGACCGUAGAGGAAAAGUCAAAGCACUUUGUGUACCGAGUGGAGGAGAAGAGCCAUGAUCUGAUCCAGAAGUGGGAAGAGAAAUCAAGAGAGUUCAUUGGGAAUUUCCUGGAGCUCUUUGGCCCAGAUGGAACAUGGAAGCAGAUGUUUCAGGAGAGAAGCGGCCGUAUGAUUCAGGCCUUUUCACCACGUGGCUCACCCAGCAGCAGCCCUCCAAGGGACUUUUCUCCAUCCCGUUCCCCGUCGCCCCCGUCCCGCUGGGCAAUGCCCCGAACAUCACCACCCUCAUCCCCGAAGGGCGCCUCCGCCUCCAUCAGCAGCAUGAGUGAAGGUGACGAGGACGAGAAGUGAGAAUCAACCAUCACUCACACACCUAACAGACUGCACUUUACCUUCACACACACACACACACACACUGGGAGCGAAUGACAGGUCAAAUACUCUUAUGGGGAAAUUAAAAAUAAUGUACUGUACACAGCACAGGGUUUGUCCAAGUCCUGUUUAUUUAUGCUGGUAUUACAGCAAACUUUUUGAAAGCCAUCGCAGCCCUGAAUAUAUACUGAGAGGAGCUUAAUAAACAGAAGGGGGAUUCACUGAAA
This is a messenger RNA of Danio rerio (zebrafish), 2434 nucleotides long. NCBI's taxonomy places the organism in Eukaryota, Metazoa, Chordata, Actinopteri, Cypriniformes, Danionidae. The record is from RefSeq and is a predicted model, not a curated record.